Messenger RNA from Gigantopelta aegis, 1818 nucleotides. RefSeq lists its product as uncharacterized. Bases 401 to 1213 code for a protein of 270 amino acids. The transcript is spliced from 4 exons. Lineage: Eukaryota; Metazoa; Mollusca; Gastropoda; Neomphalida; Peltospiridae. The record is from RefSeq and is a predicted model, not a curated record.
CCUGGAUCCGCGCCUCUGCUCAAGAUGUAUUAUUUUCUAUUAUGUUUAGGUCGCGACAAUUAUCUGGAGUUGUCUCCUCCUUAUCAAUGUCUGGGAAAUAGAUGGCGCAAAGAACAAUUCUACCAAGCAUCCUCCUAAAACGGCGUUUUAUGGACAGUCACUUAACAGUGGCUUCGCCAGCGGUUUCAACACGAGGUAUGGUAAUAAUGGCCUUCGAAGGAGAAACCAUGGCCAAGGCAACAACCAAUACCGCAACCAGGGCACCACCGGGUAUGAUAAUCAAGGGAACAGUGGAUACGGUAAUCAAGGGAAAUCUAGAUACGGUAACCAAGGGAACUCUGGAUACGGUAACCGAGGGAACGUCGGACACGGACACACUGGAUACGGUAACCAAGGUAACAUGCGACACGGAAACACUGGAUACGGUAACCAAGGUAACUCUGGAUACGGUAACCCAGGGAACGCUGGACACAGAAACACUGGAUACGGUAACCAAGGGAACUCUGGAUACGGUAACCCAGGGAAUGUUGGACACGGAAACACUGGAUACGGUAACCAAGGGAACUCUGGAUACGGUAACCAAGGGGGAACCGGAUUUGGCGGUCACGGAACGAACGGCUAUGGUAACCAGGGAAACAGCGGGUUCGGUAACCACGGAAACACUGGAUACGGUAACCAUGGGAAUACAGGCUACGGGAAGGUGUUGUUCUGCCCCAAUCAAACGUUUUACGACGACAACUUUCAGUUAUCUGGCGUUGCAACUGGCUACCCAAUACAGGACAUCACGACUGAGUUGACGAACCGUAUAGACCUGGCUGCUUGUCUGGCCCGCACAGUGACACUACCCACGGCCCCCAUGCUGCCAGCCACCGACGCCAACCUGGGUCACGUGAAGGAGACCUGUCCGUCCAUCAAGUCACGUCUGUACAGCUUCACCGGGACCAACGGACGAUGCUGGUUUCUACAGAACUUCCAGGAACCCGUCGACUUCGUCAUGUGUCUAACGCACUACUGUCGUCACUGCACCAGUAAACCACGCACGUAUAACAACAACGCCGUCAUACAGAAUCGCUGCAUCAAGGAGUAUCGCUACGUUGGCGUCUACGCAUACUGCGAGAACAACGCCAUCAACAACAGAAUCGUCUACAUGCGGAUCAUCAUCCCCGACCGCUGUAGCUGCAAGUCGGUCUACUGUUACCCAGACUGGCACUGAGCAGGCGGCAGAACACCAGUCCACCUAGCGCUAAGCUGUGUACCGUACACCGGUCGACUAGUGCUAAGCAGUGUACCGUACACCGCUCUACUAGCGCUUUGCUGUGUACUGUACACCGGCUGACUAGUACUACAAGAUAACCAUCUUCGCAAGGCAAGCUACCAUUCCCUAUGGUACACUGCAUUUCGCAAUUGGCUCGAGAAGAUGCGACAUAAUAAGUCGCAGGUGGCACUGGUGUUCCGCUGACACAGCGGCAUGACAUAAAGCCACAUUUGUAUUCAUUAAGCCUUUGUAUAUACAGCUUCAAUGACAAUACCGCUAUAAUUAUUAUAUACGUGUUAUUCAGUGGCGGAUCCAGAAGACGAAAAUGUUUUGGGGUCAAUUACAACAAAAGUUUCCAACUCAAAUAUUCAUACUUUUCUCAACAGACAUACAUCUCCUGGGGCGGAUCUAGAGGGGGGGGGGGAGGAGGUCCAAGGUGACCGGACCGCCCCCCCCUCCAAUUUGAGAAGUGCCCCUUUUAUUUAGGAUUUUUAGGUUUUUUACAAAUUUAUUUAUUCUGUCAAUGUAUAGAAGAACACUGUAGAAUACGUCUGCCAGCGUCC